GAAGAUCACUGCAACAAAGUGAGAAAUUUGGAAACCGCACAACACUCCACUUUGUACUUCGAAGAAAUUCUGCUUUACUUCUACAGCCAUACACAAGCUGAAAGACCCCUCCAAAUCAUUCGAAGCCUUCUAGCUUUGACAUCAUCGAAGAUUUAUCUAUCUUCACAUGACAGUGCCCCUACGACAAUUAAGCGGCAUUCAAACCUUAAAUCACCACUUCUACAAUGUCAUACUCCAGCCAAGAUAAUUAUAACUGCUGUUUUAAUGGCAAUGUGUUGGAAACGUGUCCGAUUUGCGGGGGCGCCCCACGACUUGUACCCGGUUGUACUACCUGCGAAGGUACCGGAACAUUUAACAAGUCUUGUCCAUACCACUGCACUUCUGCAAGCAGUUAUUCCAAUAAUCUGCAUACUGUGCCGGCUCAUAGAAAUCGGGAAGCGAGAAGAUCUUCUGGAAGGAGCAAGAACAGCCAUAGUGGCAGAACUGUCAGAUAGUUCGGCUCAUGAUGUAGUACGAGUUGGAAACAGGGGACAAAUUUUAUCCUUGUCGGAUUUUUGGCGUUGGUUUUUUCUGAUGAUUUCGGUAUCAAAUGAAUUAGCAAUUCACCGGUUAGCUAAACCCGAAUUUUGGAGAAUGGAGUACAUUGUGCCAAAAGUUAUCUUUGGUCGGGUUAGGACUGAGCAGAGAUCUGGAUCAACGAAGCAAGGAGUCCAAACUUCAAGGUUAUAGCAUGGAGAGUAGAAUUCUGUCGUACAUGACAAUUCGAGGAUUAUUCAGAACGGCAGUCACAGGAACACAAACAAAGGCAGGCUCGAAAUUGGGCACCGUUGGGACCGAUUGUUGGGAGAAAUGGAGUUGGUGGUUGCAGAUUUUCUGCGGCUUCGGAACGAUGAAUAUCUAUGGUCAAUACGUCGGGAUGCAACUCGGUGGUCAGAUGUACAAGGAAAAUUUUGUGGCUCGGGCCAUUCUGUGAUUCGGAAUACCGAACAACGGCAUGAUAUGAUGGAAGUCGAUGGCUCGAAAACCUUCUCAGUUGCGAAUACCACGCUUUGAGAAGCCAAUCAAAAGAGAAUCUUAACCGGGCAUGCUAUCGAAGGAGGGCGAAAGUCCCUUUGCUGGUAUUAAGGGGCCUUUUUCAUAUUCUUUCCUUGUGGUUGAUUGCAAGAUUCGGUGUUACCUUCCGAUGAAGACUCGAACACACAAACUCCAGUGUUUCGAUCGAGCUUAGGCCAUCAGCCUAUACCUGUCUUCAGAUUUUACACAUGGGGUGCUGUUGUAUCUCUGCACUUUUUAUUCGCAGUGCUUAUUUAUAUGAGGAGGUCUGAUUUGAUCUAGAUGGUUGAAGGAAGCACAAGGAACAUGAAUGGCGUAAAAAUGCGGAGAUUUUUCAUGGGGACAUUAUUUCUGGGUGCCGAUCGUAGGAAAGUGUACCGCGUUACUUUUGCAAGUAUGGGAGGUGCCCUUAGGAGUUUUUGAUGAUUGCGGAUAAAAUGAAUGAUUUUCUUAUUACCAUCGAUACGUUUUCAAGGGAUGAAUAUGAUUCGGUGUUCAAGAUUGAAUUCGAAGCGAGUUCCUGUUUUUCUUCUUCGAAUGUUCUCGCUUCCAGUAAGUAUUAAAUACGCCACGGAGGGGCACGACA
Botrytis cinerea B05.10 is the source of this 1639-nucleotide messenger RNA. RefSeq lists its product as hypothetical. Bases 265 to 729 code for a protein of 154 amino acids. The record is from RefSeq and is a predicted model, not a curated record. NCBI's taxonomy places the organism in Eukaryota, Fungi, Ascomycota, Leotiomycetes, Helotiales, Sclerotiniaceae. The transcript has 2 exons.